GGUUGGCCAAACCCUCCGCUCGAUCCUCGUAGCGGUGUCCUCGCCCUCCGAACAACUACAUGCUUUGAACUAAAAUAUAAUUUAAACGAUGCAGUUCAUGUUGUUGUUCAGUCGGCAGGGAAAGCUUCGGUUGCAGAAAUGGUAUAUCCCCCUGUCUGAUACUCAGAAGAAGAAGAUCUCUCGUGAGGUCAUCCAGAUGGUACUGGCACGCAAACCUAAGAUGUGCAGUUUUCUAGAGUGGAGGGAUUUGAAGAUUGUCUAUAAAAGGUAUGCCAGUUUGUAUUUCUGCUGUGCUGUUGAAGACCAGGAGAAUGAGCUCAUCACCCUGGAGAUCAUCCAUCGAUAUGUGGAGCUGUUGGAUAAGUACUUUGGCAGCGUGUGUGAACUGGACAUCAUCUUCAACUUUGAGAAAGCGUACUACAUCUUAGAUGAGUUCAUACUCGGUGGGGAGGCGCAGGAGACAUCCAAGAAGAACGUACUCAAGGCCAUUGAACAGGCAGACAUGUUGCAAGAGGAGGCAGAGGCUCCACGCAGUGUAUUGGAAGAGAUUGGUCUGACAUAAACGCUGUCACCCGAAACAAACCCCAGUCAAUACACUCCUUGUCUAUCAGCGGAGUCUGACAUAUUUAACUGCCAACACACUCCUUGUGUAUUAGCUGGGUCUGCCCUCGUCACCAUAUGUUCAAGAAUUAACCUUUAACCGAGAUAUUUUUGGGGUGAAUGAAAUUGUGUCACAUGGCAUUGUAAUUGUGAACAUUUUUUCCAAAGCAUUCCCUUCAACAUCAUUUGCUUUUCUGACUGUCAGAGCUUCUGGAAGCAUAUUAUUUUAUUAAUCACAAAGUUGCAGUGCAAUAUUCUUUGUACAAUGUCAGUUUGAUUUGGGUCUGUUAAAAUCAUUGGAUUUCCAAGGACUUUGGCUACUGAAAUUUAGAGGGAAGCAGACACUUCAUAUUGCCUACAUUUUCAACUGCCUUAAGACACAUAGACACAGUUUAUGUUGUCUACCAGUAUUUACUGCAAAUCUAACUUUAACAACUCAAUUUCUACAUUUUACAGUAUUUCUCUGUAAAGGGAAUUUGUGUCAAGCUAAAGGCUGACUAGCCUAUUUCAAGCCAAUAGUUUGUUUUAAUGUUAUGGGCAAGCUAGAUCAGUCUAAUCAAAGUUGAUUGAAGGGAAUGAGAAAAUCACUUUCAGUAUUGCAGUGUGACAAAAUGAGAGUACAUGAAUACAUUUCAGUGUUAUAACAGUGCAUACGCCAGUGUGCUUCGAUGAUACGACCGAUGACACUGUUUCCUCCUUAACACUUUCUUAUUAACAUGAUUUUGAAAGUUUCUGUUUAAUAAAUUGUUGACUGAGACAGUCAUGUUUACAAAGCCAAAGAGCU
Molecule: messenger RNA, 1384 nt
Organism: Chanos chanos (milkfish)
Lineage: Eukaryota; Metazoa; Chordata; Actinopteri; Gonorynchiformes; Chanidae
Gene: ap1s2
Product: adaptor related protein complex 1 subunit sigma 2
Exons: 5
Coding region: 89-562 (157 amino acids)
Biological process (GO): vesicle-mediated transport; intracellular protein transport
Cellular component (GO): AP-1 adaptor complex; membrane coat
Molecular function (GO): clathrin-cargo adaptor activity
Source: RefSeq, a predicted model, not a curated record